This is a messenger RNA of Schistocerca gregaria, 861 nucleotides long. RefSeq names its product proteasome subunit beta type-5-like. NCBI's taxonomy places the organism in Eukaryota, Metazoa, Arthropoda, Insecta, Orthoptera, Acrididae. The record is from RefSeq and is a predicted model, not a curated record. Gene Ontology annotation, cellular component: proteasome core complex. Gene Ontology annotation, molecular function: threonine-type endopeptidase activity.
UUUCUGACUUAUUGGGUAGUAAGUGUUUGCAGGAGUGUGAACUGAGUGCAGUAAGCGGAGAUGCUGGUAGAGAGAGGUUUAUCGAUGAGGUUUUUGGAAGAGGAGGGUGAGCGAGAAUCGAGAGAGCGAGAAUUGACAGAGGAGUUGGAGUGUGGUUUUGAGAUGCCGCCGGUGGUGAGCACGUCUCGGUUUUUGGUGGAUGCGUUUAGGGGGAGGGAGAAGGACGCGAUGAAGUUGGCGCACGGAACGACGACGCUGGGGUUUCGCUUUGGAGGUGGCGUGGUGAUAGCGGUGGAUUCUCGUUCGACGCAGGGGAGUUACAUAAGUGGGAAGGUGAAGAAGGUGAUUGAGAUCAAUCGGAGGUUGUUGGGGACGAUGGCGGGUGGGGCGGCGGACUGUUUAUUUUGGGAGCGUGAGCUUGGUCGUCGGUGUCGGUUGUACGAGUUGAGGAACAGGGAGUUGAUUAGCGUGGCGGCGGCGAGCAAAUUGCUGGCGAACAUAAUGUAUGCGUACAAGGGGAGAGGGUUGUCCAUGGGGACGAUGAUAGCGGGGUGGGAUAAGACGGGGCCGCAUUUAUAUUACAUAGAUGACGACGCGACUAGAGUGAGUGGGGAUGUGUUUUCGGUGGGGUCUGGGUCUACGUUUGCGUAUGGGGUGUUGGAUACGGGGUAUCGGUGGGACUUGAGCGUGGAGGACGCGAUAGAGUUGGGGAGGAGGUCGAUUUACCACGCGACACAUCGAGACGCGUACUCUGGGAGCGUGAUUAACAUUUAUUUGAUUCAGGAGGAUGGGUGGGUGAAGGUGUCGUCGGAGGACAGCAAUGAUUUGCAUUAUGAGAAGUAUUGUAAGGAGACGACGUAA